This is a messenger RNA of Momordica charantia (bitter melon), 964 nucleotides long. Its product is annotated as borneol dehydrogenase, mitochondrial-like. The record is from RefSeq and is a predicted model, not a curated record. NCBI's taxonomy places the organism in Eukaryota, Viridiplantae, Streptophyta, Magnoliopsida, Cucurbitales, Cucurbitaceae.
AGCAACAGACAGAGGUCGAGCUGAAAGCCAUGGCUGUUCCCUUGCUUCCCGCCGCUGCAAGAAGACUAGAAGGCAAAGUGGCAAUAAUCACUGGUGGGGCCAGAGGAAUCGGGGAGUACACUGCAAGGCUCUUCUGCAAGCAUGGAGCCAAAGUGGUGAUUGCAGACAUCAAUGACGAUCUAGGUCAAUCCCUCUCCAACCAUCUUGGCUCUUCAUCUUCUUCCUUCGUCCAUUGCGAUGUAACCAAAGAAAAAGAUGUCGAAAACAUCGUCGACACAACCGUCUCCAAGUACGGAAAGCUCGACAUCAUGUUCAACAACGCAGCCAUUCUUGGAGCCCCAAACUACAACAUUCUUGAAAACGACUCAUCAGACUUCCAGAAGGUACUCAAUGUCAACCUUUUCGGUGCCUUCCUCGGCACGAAACACGCGGCGCGGGCGAUGAUUCCGGCUCGUCGAGGUAGCAUAAUCACAGCUGCAAGUGCUGCGGCGACCGUGGGCGGGAUUGCCCCCCAUGCAUGCACAAGCUCAAAGCAUGGAGUUUUGGGAUUGAUGAAGAAUGCAGCUGUGGAUUUAGGACGGUAUGGGAUUAGAGUGAAUUGUGUGUCGCCCUAUGCAGUGCCCACACAAUUGACCAGGGACUUGCUUAGGCUCAAAGAUGGGGACAAGUUUCCUAAUAUGUAUUGGAAUCUGAAGAAUGAAGAUGCUAUAAGUGAAGAAGAUGUGGCUGAAGCAGCUCUUUAUCUGGGGAGUGAUGCGGCUAAGUACGUGAGUGGGCACAAUUUAGUUGUUGAUGGAGGCUUCUCUGUUCUAAACUCAGGUCUUUGCUCUUAUAAAUAAUUUGGUAUAAUUUGAAUUGGGUGUCGUUGAAUAAUGGCAAGAAUAAGUUGUAAGUCAGCUGAAUAAUCCUUCUAUCAAAGUUACUGAUAAAACCAUAAUAUGAUAAUACACAAAGUGUUUCUUAG